CACUGGCGGUGCUUUAGGUUUGUUCCUGUGAGAGGCGAACACAACCAGUUUGCUUCUAAAGAAGUUCAUACCGGGGUGCUCCUCAAUCUAAAUGACUCAAUGCGGGCUGCCAAGACUAUUUCUUCCUUGAGGCAGAAAAAACGAAAGCUGUGAGUGAAGAAGACAGGUCAUACAAUGGUGGAGGAAUAAGUUCUUCAGCUAGAAUGAUGGACUUCUUGGAGGAACCAAUCCCUGGUGUGGGAACCUAUGAUGAUUUUAAUACUAUUGACUGGGUGAGAGAAAAAUCUCGGGACCGGGAUAGACAUCGAGAGAUUACUAAUAAAAGCAAAGAGUCAACCUGGGCCUUAAUUCACAGUGUGAGUGAUGCAUUUUCUGGCUGGUUGUUGAUGCUACUGAUUGGACUUUUAUCAGGUUCAUUAGCUGGUUUGAUAGACAUCUCUGCUCAUUGGAUGACAGAUUUAAAAGAAGGUAUAUGCACUGGGGGAUUCUGGUUUAAUCACGAACACUGUUGUUGGAACUCUGAGCAUGUCACCUUUGAAGACAGAGACAAAUGCCCAGAGUGGAAUAGCUGGUCUCAGCUUAUCAUCAACACCAAUGAGGGAGUCUUUGCCUACAUAGUCAACUACUUCAUGUAUGUCCUGUGGGCUCUUCUGUUUGCCUUCCUUGCUGUGUCCCUUGUCAAGGUGUUUGCACCUUAUGCCUGUGGCUCUGGAAUCCCAGAGAUAAAAACUAUCCUGAGUGGUUUCAUUAUCAGGGGUUAUUUGGGUAAGUGGACCCUAAUUAUCAAAACCAUCACAUUGGUGCUGGCAGUAUCAUCUGGCUUAAGCCUGGGCAAGGAGGGCCCCCUUGUGCACGUGGCUUGCUGCUGUGGGAACAUCCUAUGCCAUGGCUUCAACAAAUACAGGAAGAAUGAAGCCAAGCGCAGAGAGGUCCUGUCAGCCGCAGCAGCAGCUGGAGUAUCUGUAGCCUUUGGGGCACCUAUUGGCGGAGUAUUAUUCAGCCUGGAAGAGGUCAGCUACUAUUUUCCCCUAAAAACAUUAUGGCGUUCAUUCUUUGCUGCCCUGGUGGCAGCAUUUACUCUGCGUUCCAUCAAUCCAUUUGGGAACAGCCGCCUCGUUCUGUUUUACGUGGAGUUUCACACCCCGUGGCAUCUCUUUGAGCUUGUGCCAUUCAUUCUACUGGGCAUAUUUGGUGGUCUCUGGGGAGCUUUGUUUAUCCGCACAAACAUUGCCUGGUGUCGGAAGCGUAAGACUACACAGUUGGGCAAGUAUCCUGUCCUAGAGGUACUUGUCAUAACAGCCAUCACUGCCAUCUUGGCAUUCCCCAGUGAGUAUACCCGGAUGAGCACAAGUGAGCUCAUUUCUGAACUAUUCAAUGAUUGUGGUCUUCUGGACUCCUCCAAGCUCUGUGACUAUGAGAACAGUUUCAACACAAGCAAGGGAGGUGAACUGCCUGACAGACCUGCUGGCGUGGGAGUCUACAAUGCCAUGUGGCAGCUGGCUUUGACACUCAUAUUGAAAAUUGUCAUUACUAUUUUCACCUUUGGCAUGAAGAUACCUUCUGGCCUCUUUAUCCCUAGUAUGGCUGUUGGUGCUAUCGCUGGUCGACUUUUGGGUGUAGGAAUGGAGCAACUGGCUUAUUACCACCAUGACUGGGCCAUCUUCAAUAGCUGGUGUAGUCAAGGAGCUGACUGCAUCACCCCUGGUCUUUAUGCAAUGGUUGGGGCUGCAGCUUGCUUAGGUGGUGUGACUCGGAUGACUGUGUCUCUUGUUGUCAUCAUGUUUGAGCUAACUGGUGGCUUGGAAUACAUUGUGCCUCUGAUGGCUGCAGCCAUGACAAGCAAGUGGGUUGCUGAUGCUCUUGGACGGGAAGGGAUCUAUGAUGCCCACAUCCGUCUCAAUGGAUAUCCCUUCCUUGAAGCCAAAGAAGAAUUUGCUCAUAAGACACUAGCAAUGGAUGUGAUGAAACCCCGGAGAAAUGAUCCUUUGUUGACUGUUAUUACACAGGACAGUAUGACUGUGGAAGAUGUUGAGACCAUAAUCAAUGAAACCACUUAUAGUGGCUUCCCAGUUGUAGUGUCCUAUGAAUCCCAAAGACUUGUGGGUUUUGUUCUCCGGAGAGAUCUCAUUAUUUCAAUUGAAAAUGCACGCAAAAAGCAGGAUGGAGUCGUGAGCACUUCUGUCAUUUAUUUCACUGAACAUUCUCCUCCGAUGCCACCAUACACUCCACCCACAUUAAAGCUUCGGAAUAUCCUGGAUCUUAGCCCCUUCACUGUGACUGACCUUACACCUAUGGAGAUUGUUGUGGAUAUUUUCCGUAAGCUAGGACUGCGGCAGUGUCUGGUUACACACAAUGGGCGACUGCUUGGAAUCAUAACAAAAAAAGAUGUGUUAAAGCAUAUAGCACAGAUGGCGAACCAAGAUCCUGAUUCAAUUCUCUUCAACUAGAAUCUAGGGUUUUGCUGGAUAUAUAAUAGGACAGAUACUGCAGACCAUUGAUAUGUUUUAUUAACUGGGUACCUAAAACACCUUUCCAAUAUUUGGAUUGUGAAGUCAUAUUAGUGUGUUAUCUCUAUCCUAUAAGUUAACCAGUUGCACUACAUAAUCUCUAGAAAUUAACCUUCUGUUUAGGAGAAAAUACAGUUAGGUAUCUGUGAUAUUGCAUUAAUAAGAUUGCUAUGGUUUGACUUCUCCUUUUUGUCAUUAUUUUAAUGACAAAAAUAAUCAUUAGCAAUAUGCAAUCACUGAAAACUAUGCAAGAAAAAUAAAAAUUGUCCUGACAUGUAGCCUGCAGGAAACUUUUGAAAAAAAAAGUCACUAUUUUUGGAGUUAGCUGUCAUUGGUGGAAGAUGAAGUGGAAAUUGAGAGACUUUUCUUU
This is a messenger RNA of Suncus etruscus (white-toothed pygmy shrew), 2877 nucleotides long. It is a transcript of the gene CLCN5, whose product is annotated as chloride voltage-gated channel 5. Lineage: Eukaryota; Metazoa; Chordata; Mammalia; Eulipotyphla; Soricidae. Gene Ontology annotation, cellular component: synaptic vesicle; Golgi apparatus; early endosome. The record is from RefSeq and is a predicted model, not a curated record. Gene Ontology annotation, molecular function: voltage-gated chloride channel activity. Gene Ontology annotation, biological process: chloride transport; transmembrane transport. The transcript is spliced from 12 exons. The coding region runs from base 204 to 2447 and encodes 747 amino acids.